UAAAACGAAUAAUUUUAGUGUUAUAAAUGGUAUUUAAUAUAUUGCAGUUUAGUUUAAAGAUUAUCAAAACAGCUCCACGUGAAUUUCUUUGCAAACUCCCACUUCCUCCGAAAAACCAACUCCGGUCGAUUCUUAAAGCUCAAAAUCGUUUAACUUGGCGCCGACGGAACGCGGCAUCGAAACGGCGGCAAGGAGUCCGUCCAAUAAACAGGAACAGUGACAUAACCAGUAGCCAAUCGGAUUUUGCAAUCGUGACAUAAACCUCUAAAAAUAGUCAAGUAUAUAACAUGGAGAACUGGAGGGAGCAGGUCACGUUUGAGUUUGGCGUUUGAUCGGACGGGGCUCUGUUCAGUCGACCGGCGGACGCGAACUGCGAUGUUUAUUAGAUCGAACGAAACGCGCGCCGCCGAACAAAUCAGUUGCGACCUGUUGUACGCGAAACUGCUUUGCGACGAGAAACAACUGCGGAAUCGGCGAAAACGUGCCGACGCGUGUUUAAUAUUAACGAAGAUAAUCAGUACGCUUAUUGUUAAAACGCCGGGCGUCGCGACGCUCGAGGAUCCUUCUUCUUCAUCGCCGAAAGAAACCGCAAUCGCUACUACAAUUGGCGACAGGUGGUCAAAACUUAGAUUCGUUUCACCUGAAGAAUACAAACGAUUUCGGUUACUUCACGGCGAAAAACCUUUACGUUUACCAGUGAGUUAGCACCUUUAAGUGGACUCGAAAACUAUUUAAAAUUUAAAAAAAAACUCACCUCUUUCUCUUCCCCCAUAUACGAAACAAUUGUGAUUUAUUAAUUAACUUUAAGUUUUAUAAAAGGGUUCUUUUAAAGAACCUUCCUCCCUCUCAUUGUGAUAUUAUUAAAAGAAAAAUAAAGCAAGAAAAGAAAUUAUUAAAAUCCCUGAAAAUGUACAAUUUGGAUACAAAUUUGGCGGCGUCCAACGCGACCCUAAACACAUUGCUGUGUGUUGAAACGGGGGCGACGCCGAGGACCCCGGAAAUACUCAAUUCGUUGAUGGCCAUGACGAACCCCUUGGACGGUUACAAUUUUGGAGACGACGCUCCGAAACAACCAAAACAUCAUCAUCACGGUACCAACACAAACAAUAAUAAUUCGUUUACGUCGGCUUCGAGCGAUUCGAAUAGUUCAAGUUGUAGCCAGCUUGAAUCGCCGACGAACAACGGCCCCAAUAGCGUUCAGCAAACAUGCUCGCAGUUAAUCAAAGCCGGACUCAAACUGACGAUCGAGCAGAAGCGAAAACACCAAAACGACAACGACGAUAUCUUGGACCUCGACCAGCAAUGUAAGAGGAUCAAGAGGAACGAUUGUAGCGAAAGCGAAGAGGAUAAAAUUAAUAAUUCGGGGUGGUUUUCAAACUAUACCAUCCCGGAUACGUUUACAAGAAAAACCGGAGGGAUAUCGACAAAUUCGGAUCAUUGGGGGGAUGUUGAAAGCAACAGCUAUAGCUUCACGAGAAAAUUAACCGCUGAAGACGAAGAACGUAGACGAAGACGACGCGAAAGAAAUAAAAUCGCCGCAACAAAAUGUCGUUUGAAGAAACGUGAAAGAACGGCGAAUUUGGUUAACGAAUCCGAAGUUUUGGAGAAACAAAACGUCGAUUUGAAGAAUCAAAUUCAAGCGUUACAAUCCGAACGGAUGAGUUUAACCUCAAUGUUACAAACGCACCAAUUAACUUGUCGAAAAAGCAUCCCGAAAGUCACCCGAGAUUCAAUUUACAAGAUUUCAACUUCUAACGUCAACAAUAAUCGUCAACAACAUUCGAAUUCUCCGGCCAUCAAUACGAAUCAUUCAAAUCACUCAAGCAACAAUCAUUCCUAUAAUAACAACAACAACAACAACCGUCAAGGAGGAGGGAUUGUUGUUGGUGAUGGUUAUUUGGAUGUAUUUAAUCGUCCAAAUUCGGGUGAUGUUACUUUUUCGCGACCAAUUGGUGGACAAUUUAUUAAUAAAACAACCCCGACUAUUAUCGUUGAAUCACCGACGACGACGGAAAAUAAUGAUUUUCAAACGCAUCUUACUAAUUUGGAUAAUAACAAUCAAAGUAAUCAACAACACAUUUACCAACACAACAAUUACAAUUCCGUUCAGUAUUCUGGACAGAAUUACGAUAAUGGUUGUUUGGCGUAAUUUUAAAUCAAUUUUUUUUUAACAAGAUGAGACGAUAAAGGUGAAAAUAAGAUGUGCAUAAUUUCUUUUUAUUGUUACCAGAUCUGAAAAAAUACCAAUGUCAAAUGGGCCUACGAUUAAUUUUUGUAUUUGUUAAAAACGCCGGUCGUUUUUUAAUGUGAUUAUGGAAAAUUUAUUGGGUAUCACUACAAUUUGAAAAAAAUGCAGGCUUUUUUAGGUUGUAUCUAAUUAUUUUAGACUUUCUUAUUUGCACAAAAAAGUUAUAAAAUGCAAAUUUAAUAUUUUUUUUCUGGCGAUAUUUAUGAUCAGUUCUUCUAGAAACACUUUAGCAUAUCAUAGAAUAUUUUUGUGGUUUAGCACUUAAACUGAAAAACUAACCAAUAGAAUUUAUUUUAAAUUUAUUCUAAUUUAUUUAACGGUUUCGUGAUAAUAAAUAGGUAAAGAUAAAUUGAGUCUUCUUGUUUGAAAUAAACUUAAAUUUAUACUUUUUGACAUUUUGAUAAGCAGAUUAAUAAUACCGUUAUGAUGCUCCAUUUUGUGGAAAUAGUAGGUGCUAAAUUUUAAUACAUUUAAUUUUUUCUGGCCUUUAUUGCUUUAUUCAGAUUGACUUAGUACGACUGUCAUUACUAAUUUCGGCAUGAAAGUGAUUCUCUUAGGAUAUUCAAACUUGCGCGCGGCAAAAUUGUGUCUUGCUAAGUUCACAUCAGUCUUAAAUUUAAAUUAUCUCUUAAUAAUAUGUAUUAAAUAUUUAAAAAAUGCAUAAUUACAUAAUUUUGAUGAAAAGUGGACAAAUUAAUAACUGACCAAAGAAAAACCGGCCUGGUGGCAACACUGUCAUCGAUAGACUUAGGUUGGUGAUUCUGCCAGACUCAGCUAUCAAUGCUUCAACUCUUCUCAAGUCUUCUUUUCUAUCAUUAUCGCUCAAUCCGCAUUUCUUAAGUUUUACACUUACAUCCUCUAUUUUACAGUAAUCUUUACAUUACACUUUUUUAUUUAUGUGGUCAGUCCGAAAUUUCAUCCGUUCUUCCUGUUGGUUACCUUUAGAAAGGGGCAGACGUUUCGCCAAGAUCUCACCUGGCAUUUUCAGUGCGUUGUCGUAGUCUCCUGUCGGCAGACUAUAAAUAAAUUGACGCUUAUUGGUGUACGUCAAAAUGGCAUUAAUCAAUGGAAAACACCUUCACAUUAUUUUAUAAAUGCAAGAGAAGUUAAUAAUAUAAAAGAAAUCGGAUUGGUGUGAAUCAAAACGGUUUUAAUCGAUAAAAAACAUCUUUAGAUGACUCAAAUUGAUCUAGAUGUAUUUUGAAAGUAUUUCAAAACCAACAAAAACAUAAAAAGAUUAUUGGUGUGUGUCAAAAUGGUAUUAAUCGAUGGAAAACACCUUGAGAUUAUUUUAUAAAUGCAAGAGAAGUUAAUAACGUUAAAGACAAGGUUUUCAAAAACACUUAAAAACAUAAAAAGCUUAUUGAUGUGUGUCAAAAUGCUACUGGUAAGGUUGGUGUGAGUCAAAACGGUUUUAAUCGAUCAAAAAUAUCUUUAAAUAACUCUGCGACAAUGAAAAAAAUAAAAAAUUGAUUUAGACACUAUUUCAAAAGCAAAAAAAAAAAACAUAAAAAGCUUAUUGGAGUGUGUCAAAAUGGUACUAAUCGAUGGAAAACACGUUCAGAUUAUUUUAUAAAUGCCAAUAUAAGUCAAUAACAUUAAAGGGGAUGUUUUAAAUGCCAGUUAAGAUCUUGGCGAAACGUCUGCCCCUUUCCAAAGGGAACCAACAGGAAGAACAGAUGAAAUUUCGGAGCGACCACAGCGACACAUUUAUUAAUAUUUUAUAUCAUUGUUUUAAAAGAAUCAACUAUGAUGGUGGUACUUAAUCCAAAAAUAGAGAUUUCUUCCUUUUCGAUAUAGUUUUUGUCCUUGGCAUAAGAUACAUUUCAAGAAUUUGGUGUUCAAUAACUUUCAACUUUGCUUAAUACACUUUAAUAAUUUAAUACUA
Molecule: messenger RNA, 4136 nt
Organism: Onthophagus taurus
Lineage: Eukaryota; Metazoa; Arthropoda; Insecta; Coleoptera; Scarabaeidae
Gene: Atf3
Product: Activating transcription factor 3
Biological process (GO): regulation of transcription by RNA polymerase II
Cellular component (GO): nucleus
Molecular function (GO): RNA polymerase II cis-regulatory region sequence-specific DNA binding; DNA-binding transcription factor activity, RNA polymerase II-specific
Source: RefSeq, a predicted model, not a curated record